This is a messenger RNA of Hypoxylon fragiforme, 1142 nucleotides long. RefSeq names its product U3-containing 90S pre-ribosomal complex subunit-domain containing protein. Lineage: Eukaryota; Fungi; Ascomycota; Sordariomycetes; Xylariales; Hypoxylaceae. The record is from RefSeq and is a predicted model, not a curated record. Bases 119 to 892 code for a protein of 257 amino acids. Gene Ontology annotation, cellular component: 90S preribosome; nucleus. The transcript is spliced from 5 exons.
CUUUUACUCCUGUCUCAUUCUUCAUAGUACAACUUACAUCUUCACAUUCCGCCUCUUAUUCCAUCACUUAAAUAUCUGACCGAAUCGAUAGCAGAAUAACAAAUUGUAAAAAGUAAAAAUGUCAGAGGGCAAAGUAUUAAAAACCAAACCCUUGGCUUUCAAAGCCAAGUCCAAAAAGCGGCCUAUAGAAGGUGAGGGCGGUGCUCGGAAACGAAGAAGGCAAGAGUAUGAGGAGGAAGAGGAAUAUCUCGAUUUAGAGGUCGGAGUGAACAAGAAGAUCGCUCAAGUCGACAACCUACUACUAGCCGAUCACAUAGCCAAGAAGAUCCGAAGAUUUGGGACCGAUUUAAAACCAGUCGAGCUCAGUCAGCUAGAUAUAUCACCAAAUUACAUCACCGACACCACCUCCUUUCAGAACACCCGUACCUUAGAAAGUCUACCCGAAUUCCUAGAACAAUUCGUAGACCCCAAGAAGCUUGGCGAAGCACCUAAGCAGAAAGGCUCACCUCAUACCAUCAUCGUCACUGGUGCUGGUUUGCGAGCCGCCGAAUUAGUCAGAUCCGUACGCAAGUACCAAAAGAAGGACAACACUGUCGCAAAACUAUUCGCCAAACACAUCAAGAUCGAAGAAAGCGUGCAAUUCCUCGAGAAAAGCCGUACUGGCAUUGCAGUAGGGACACCCCUCCGCCUCUACGACCUAGUAGAGAAGUCCGCCCUACAACUCGACAAGCUAGAGCGCAUAGUCGUUGAUGCCUCACACAUCGACCAAAAGAAGCGGGGCCUGAUGGACAUGAAGGAUACCAUGAUCCCGCUCGCGCGCUGGCUAGCCCGCCCCGAGUUCAAAGUCCGCUAUGCCGACCCGGAGAACGGGCUGCAGUUGAUGUUCUACUGAACGCCUACCUAUCUACCUAGCCACGGCAUUGGCAUGGAUCUGCUAGCCUACUAGACACAUCCAUGCUUUAUUAUAGAGGGUGCUUUUAUGCAUAUAGGGGCGUUUAAGAAGGGAUUUGGUAUUUGUCGUUUCAUAAAAGCAAGGUACGAAAUAAGAUACCCAACACGAUCAAGUCUUUCAUAUAUUCAUGUUCUUUGACGUCUAAUACGGGUCAUGUGACCCUAUGCUACGGCCCAGAACUAUGUUGUUU